UUCCUCCCUUUAAUUUUCUUCUUUCUUUUUUUUUCCGUUAAUAUUCUUCAUCUCAUCCACCCUAUAUAUAAAUCUUUACAUAUAGUCUUUUUCUUCUCUUCUCUUUUCUCUAACCAGAAAUUUAGGAAUUCGCUACUCUUGACUUAGCUUAAUUUCUUUACGCAAUCGACGAUCAUCAUCAAACCGUCAUGGAUUUUAAUUGGGACGCUGAGCAUAUAUUUCAACUGUAUAUGCAUGAUUAUAUGGUGAAAAGAGGAAUGCACAAAACCGCUGAGAUUUUCAGGAAGGAAUGCAAUCUGACUGACACUGCUGUUACACUUGAUUCUCAUGAUGGGUUCUUGCUCGAAUGGUGGUCUGUUUUCUAUGAGAUAUAUAUGUCUAGGGCUAGACUAGCGAAGGAUCAGGCGACUGGGGCAGAAUCUUCUAGGAAGGUCCCAGGAACUACAUGUAAUGCCGGAAUUAGUGUCCCUCCAAUCCCUCGAUCAUCCAUGAGUGAGCAGAGACCUGACCAAUGUCAUGUCAACGCCAGAUAUAACAGGAUGAUGGCACAACCAGCUGCAUGUGUACUACCAUCUACACUGAAUGCAAAAGAGCAUCCUGGAUAUCUGACUGUAGAUGCCGCCAGAGCAAACAAUUUGAAGCUGGCUGUGACCAAUUCAAGUAAUUCGCUGCAAGAUGUAGGGAAUAAUGCUCAGAGGGAAGCUUUUAAGGAUAUUUGCAUCGGAAGGGACGUAUCUAGGGACCCUCUAGAUGUAGCCCAAAGGACAUUGCAAUAUAAACCAAAUACUGGUGAAUCUUUCAAUCGAAUGCCAAUUAACGGCUGGCCAGUAAAUAACCAAGUAUUAACCUCAUUUUUGCGAGCACCAAACUUUCAACAGCAAUUUCAAGCGCAGACAAUGCAAAAUCCGGAAGCAAUUCCUGCUCAUGUACGUGCAGGUAGUCCUAAAAGUCAGAGUUUCCCAGUUCCUGGAAACUCUGUUGAGUGCAACAAUCAUCACACAAAGGUUUCCGAGGCUGAAUUAAGCAUAAAAGAUAGGCAGACAAUGGACCCAAUGAUUAGGGAUAAGCAACCACAGAUGCAGUCUCAGAAUGUUGAGGUUGUACCCGUUCCUCAUCAGAAGAGCAAAAAGAGAAAGGCAGCGAUACCCUUGAGGACUGGAGAAAGUGCCAUGGAUUGUGUAGAUGUAGAAGAUGGAAAGCCUAUGGAUGAAAGUGUGGAGUCUUUCCUGUCAUUCGAAAAUGAACAUGCUGAUCAUAGAGUUGUGCCUUUCAGCAAUCUGACUCGUAUUUCAGCUGCACGUGGUAAAAAUGAAAAUAAAGGUUUUUCAUUUGAAGAAGUCAGUUGCCUUCACUCAAGCAAAAACAAGGUUUUAUCCACCCAUUUUUCAUGCGAUGGAAAGGUUUUGGCAAGUGCUGGACAUGAGAAGAAGGUUUUCAUUUGGAACAUGGAAACCCUUAAUUGUGUUACUACUACAGAAGGACAUUCACAUCUCAUUACAGAUGUUCGGUUUAGGCCAAGUUCUACUAUAUUUGCAACAUCUUCCUUUGACCGAUCUAUAAAACUUUGGGAUGCAGCCAGACCCGGCAAGUCAUUGUUCCAACUCGACGGUCAUGCCGACCAAGUAAUGUCAUUGGACUUCCAUCCAAGGAAGCCUGCCAUUCUUUGUUCAUGUGAUAGCAAUGACAUAAUUCGUCUGUGGGAUAUCAAUCAGCGUACCUGCUUGCAUACUACUAAGGGAGGCGCUAGUAAACAAGUCAGGUUCCAGCCUCGUAUUGGGAAGUUUCUGGCUGCUGUGUCCGGAAAUAAUAUCAAGAUAGUUGAUUUUGAGAGCAAUAGAUUUAUGUACCACCUAAAGGAUCAUGUCAAAGAUGUUCUUUCCAUUUGUUGGGACAUGAGUGGAAACUAUGUUGCCUCCGUCAGUGAAGAUUGCGCACGUGUCUGGUCUGUUGCAGAUGGAAAAUGUAUAAGUGAAUUGAAUUCCACUGGGAACAAGUUCCAAUCGUGUGUAUUUCAUCCAGGAUAUCAUAAUCUCUUAGUAAUUGGUGGCUAUGAGUCCCUGGAAUUGUGGUGUACAACAGAGAGCAGUAAAACAUUGACAGUUCCUGCACACAAGGGACUAAUUGCUGGACUAGCACAUUCACCCCAAGAUGAAAUGAUUGCCUCAGCUAGCCAUGAUCAUUGCGUGAAACUCUGGAAAUAAGGACUUGGUGCAUAGUUCAUUGCCGUAGUUUAAAUUUUUAGGACCUUUUUCUGAUAAUAUUUCUUUUCUGGAAAUUCUUUUUUCUUUCAGAUUAUGUUGUUUUACAGGCAAACGGGUACUAUACGACAUUAUAUGACAGGAAUUGGUAGAUAGUUUACAUAGGCAAAGAUACAAUAAACGAUUGCGCAAAUUAUUGUACAGUUGCAUCUAUCAUAGACUUAAAAAGUUAAAAUCAUAACCAAAUAAA
This is a messenger RNA of Arachis stenosperma, 2448 nucleotides long. RefSeq names its product transcriptional corepressor LEUNIG-like. The record is from RefSeq and is a predicted model, not a curated record. The coding region runs from base 189 to 2201 and encodes 670 amino acids. Gene Ontology annotation, molecular function: transcription corepressor activity; protein binding. NCBI's taxonomy places the organism in Eukaryota, Viridiplantae, Streptophyta, Magnoliopsida, Fabales, Fabaceae. The transcript is spliced from 17 exons.